AUGAACGAAAUACCGCCGCCGCGGGAGACCGUGGGCCAUCUUGCUCCCCCCUCGGACCCAUCGCCGCCCCUGCGUCCCCGCAUUAACGACGAUCUUCUGGCGAAUCUGACCCCGCGCACCGUCGUCGACGCCUUCCGAACCCCGACCGGCUCUCUUAAGGCCUGCAUCGAGAGGGCAUCCCCCGCCGAGCAGGCCUUCGCCCUGAGGGUUGCAAUUGCUUCCAGCAACAUUGCUCAGUGGCUCGAAGAGCUCUCCUCUUGGCCAUGGCCCUCAUCCGGCGGCUCCGCCGGCUUUGAGGUGCCUGCCGCCAAACGACGGAAGCUUUCGCCGUCCGGCACCGGCACCUCCGAUGCUGAAGAAUAUACCGGGUCCCUGCCGACUGUUGACAUCGCAAAAUACGAAAAGCGCAUUGACGAGAUCUCUCAGGCCCUGGACGAGAUCGACAUGGAAGAGAUCAAGCGCCAGGUCCUCAACAACCAUAUCAUGCCGUUGUCGAGACCCGGCACUCCGAACCUGGGUGCUGCUCGCACCCAGAUGUCCUCGCUCUCCGCCAUUGCCCGCAUGGACGACCUCACCGCCGUUAUUACGGCCACGACCGUCCAGGCGUUGCCGAACCUUUACAAGCUCACGCGCUUGAUGGAAUGCUGGAGCUUGCGCCUGAUGGUCCUCCGUCGCGUGCCCAUUUUCCUGGACUCGCUCGCCGAUGCCGAGACUGCCCUGCAGUCCGCUUGGCACGCAGUCGAGCGUGCUGGCGCCCGCCACCUGCCCGACGGCUCGUCUUCUCCCCUGACACGAGCCGAGUACGACGUCAUGAAGGGCGUCCUAGAACGCAAAGUUGCCAAGGCCGGCCGCGACCUGGAUGCCAUGCUUGAUAUGCUCGAGGGUCAGCCCGACACGCUCCCGGAGGACUGGAUCGACCGUAUGGACAACCUCGAACGGGAAUACGGGACUUGGACGGUUGCAUGCGAGAAGAAGCUGAAGGAGCUCGAGUUGGCGGCCCUGAAGGUGGUGGAGCGGAAGAGUGUUGAGAACAGUGGCUCUGACGCUCCGUCCGAGAGCCCCAAGAAGAACACCGACAACCACCCCGUCAUCAUCAAGAUCCACCCGACCGAAGAGGGCAAAGGCCUAGAUGGGUCCCAGGACGCACUGGACAGCGAUUCUAUCCCCGACACAGAUUGCGAGCUCUCGGAUGCUGAGGGCCGCAGCUCACGAUCCCGCGCCCGGCCGUCUGCUGAUUCGAGACGGAGCAGCGGCAUGACCGAGUCGACCGUGAUCCACGAUCCUCAGACCGACAUGGACUCCUUUUCGAGCGAGGAGCCCGAGGCCGAGUACCCUGAACCGGCCUGCCCUCCCUGCGAGCUCAGUUCGUCCUUCCCUCCGCCUCCGGCGCGGUCGGGUCGGCGGUCGAUGUCGGUCAGCUUCAAUGACAAGCCUACCGUCACCGAGUUCGACAGCUUCCCGAGCCCGCCGGGCACCCCGGCCAAGUCCGACGAUAAUAUGUCUGACGACGACAUGGCGACUGAGCCCAACACCCCGACAGAGUGCAUUCUGCCCCCUGCCGACGAGAAGCUGCAGAAGAAGAUAAGCGAGAUUCUGCAGUCCGUCCCGGCAAAGAUUCGCCUGACUCAGGCACCACCCAACAUCAAUCUCAACCCGCCCGACUUCAAGAUGCCGACCGCGCGGAAGAGCUCCAAGCCGGACCCCAUGUCACGCAGUCACUCCAACAUGUCGCUGCGGUCCGCUUACUCCUCGCGUUCAGCUACUCCCUCGUUUACCUUGGCACCAGCUUUCACGUCGCGCCCGUCGCGCUCGCGCAAUCGGAACUACAACCCCGAGAUUAAGCUGUAUCACCUCUCGCGGUCUAACGGCGAAGCCCCGAUCAAGCUGUUCAUCCGCUGCGUCGGCGAGCACGGCGAGCGCGUCAUGGUUCGUGUGGGUGGCGGCUGGGCCGACUUGGGCGAGUAUCUGAAGGAGUAUGCUGCGCAUCAUCUGCGCCGCUCCGGAGCUGCUAGCGAGCCAAGCAAGAUCGAGGUCAAGGACGUCCCGAAGAAUGGUCCCGUCAAUGCUUCCAACAGCCGUCGUGCCAGUACGUCGUCUCGUCCGGGCCCUGACUCCACCCCGCCGAGCCGACCGUCUUCUUCCCUCGGUACCUCACCUACCAGCCCGCUGCGCCUACGCAAGACCCGUCAACGAACUGACGAGUCGGCCUGUCGGCCCAAGACUCCGGUUGCCGGUGUUGAUGCCGCGAUUACGACCCCUCCACCCUCCGAUACCUGCUCCGUUAGCCAGUCGUUCUCAUCGUCAUGCUCUUCAGCGCCGCGUGGCCCUCGUUCCCGGCCUGGAUCUCGCGCUGGAGCCCGCGCUGUCAGCGCUGGAAAUGCCACUAUGCGCAUGCCCUGGCUCUCCGAUGAUCUAGCCGAGGAGGGAGAGCCUGUGCCGCUUGGCAUGGCGGGCCCGAAGGCAAAGCAGCUUGAUAUGUUGAGCGAAGAGGGACGGGCUUGGGUUGAGACGGUGAAGGAGAAGGUUCGUGUCGCAAGCUCUGGUGGCUUACCGAGUGCUGCGGACAAGAAGCAACAGCCCCUUGGUGGAGAGGGCGGCUUGAUGGAAGGUUUUACUCUACGAGAGAUGGGCAAAGUUGGUGGAACAAAGAGGCUUUUUAAGAAGCAGGGUUGA
Messenger RNA from Thermochaetoides thermophila DSM 1495, 2673 nucleotides. RefSeq lists its product as uncharacterized. The transcript has a single exon. The record is from RefSeq and is a predicted model, not a curated record. Bases 1 to 2673 code for a protein of 890 amino acids. Gene Ontology annotation, molecular function: microtubule binding. NCBI's taxonomy places the organism in Eukaryota, Fungi, Ascomycota, Sordariomycetes, Sordariales, Chaetomiaceae.